Messenger RNA from Syzygium oleosum, 3596 nucleotides. Its product is annotated as villin-3-like. The transcript has 24 exons. Lineage: Eukaryota; Viridiplantae; Streptophyta; Magnoliopsida; Myrtales; Myrtaceae. Gene Ontology annotation, biological process: cytoskeleton organization; actin filament severing. The record is from RefSeq and is a predicted model, not a curated record. The coding region runs from base 217 to 3165 and encodes 982 amino acids. Gene Ontology annotation, molecular function: actin filament binding.
CUGGCCCCCUCUCUCUCUCUCUCCUCCUCCUCCUCCUCCUCCUCCACCAUUGCCAGCUCCCUCUCUCUCAUCAUCGUCGUCGUCGUCGCCGUCGCCGUGAUCAUCGUCGUCCGGGGAGAUCCGCCAGUGGACUCUUGCUGAAUUAUUAGACUCCAUAAUCUGGCACUUGAAGGAUAUCUGCCAUCCAGAAGAAAGUAAGAACAUAAAUUUCCGGUGAUGUCUAGCACUGCAAAGGUUUUGGAUCCUGCGUUUCAGGGUGCCGGUCAGAGGAUUGGGACUGAAAUUUGGCGUAUCGAGGAUUUUCAGCCAGUUCCACUGCCUAAAUCAGAACAUGGGAAAUUCUACAUGGGCGAUUCCUACAUUGUAUUACAGACAACGCCUGGCAAGGGAGGUGCUUAUUUGUAUGACAUACACUUUUGGAUUGGAAAAGACACAAGUCAGGAUGAAGCUGGAACAGCAGCAAUUAAGACUGUUGAACUUGAUGCUGCCCUUGGAGGACGCGCUGUACAGCACAGGGAACUUCAAAGCCAUGAAUCUGACAAAUUCUUAUCCUACUUCAAACCUUGUAUAAUACCGUUGGAAGGCGGUGUAGCAUCUGGAUUCAAAAAACCCGAGGAAGAGGAGUUUGAGACGCGUUUAUAUGUCUGUCGAGGAAAAAGAGUUGUUAGGUUGAAGCAGGUCCCUUUUGCUCGGUCUUCAUUAAAUCAUGAUGAUGUAUUUAUCCUAGACACUCAGCAGAAAAUCUAUCAGUUCAAUGGUGCAAAUUCAAAUAUCCAGGAAAGGGCCAAGGCUUUGGAGGUCAUUCAGUUUUUGAAGGAGAAGUAUCAUGAAGGAAAGUGUGAUGUUGCAAUUGUUGAUGAUGGGAAGUUAGAUACUGAAUCAGACUCGGGUGAGUUCUGGGUCCUCCUUGGUGGUUUUGCUCCCAUUGGCAAGAAAGUUUUAAGUGAGGAUGAUGCAAUUCCAGAAGCAACUCCUGCCAAGCUCUAUAGCAUUGUUGAUGGUCAGCUGAAGCUUGUGGAAGGUGAAUUAUCCAAGGGCAUGUUAGAAAACAACACGUGUUACUUCCUGGAUUGUGGCGCUGAGGUCUUUGUUUGGGUUGGCCGAGUUACACAAGUGGAUGAAAGAAAAGCGGCCAUCCAAGCAGCUGAGGACUUUAUCAGUAGUGAGAACAGACCAAAAUCAACACGCAUAACCAGAGUUAUUCAGGGGUACGAGACUCAUGCAUUUAAAUCCAAAUUUGACACUUGGCCAUCUGGUUCUGCAACUCCUGCUUCUGAGGAAGGGAGAGGAAAAGUAGCAGCUUUACUUAAGCAACAAGGAAUGGGUGUAAAGGGAAUGGCAAAAGGUCCUUCUGUGAACGAAGAAGUCCCACCUUUACUGGAAGGAGGUGGAAAAUUGGAGGUGUGGCGCAUUAAUGGCAGUGCCAAGACUCCGUUGUCCAAAGAGGAUAUUGGUAAGUUUUAUAGUGGAGAUUGCUACGUCAUUCUUUACACCUACCACUCUGGUGAAAGGAAAGAAGAUUAUCUGCUGAGCUGCUGGAUUGGAAAGGAUAGCAUUGGGGAAGAACAAAAGAUGGCUGCUCGGUUGGCUAACACAAUUUUCAACUCACUGAAGGGGAGACCUGUUCAGGGUCGUAUUUUUCAAGGGAAAGAGCCAGCGCAAUUCAUUGCACUUUUUCAGCCUAUGGUGAUCCUCAAGGGAGGUUUAAGCUCAGGUUACAAGAAGUUAAUAGCCGAAAAAGGUUUAACGGAUGAUACGUACACGCAAGAAUCUGUGGCACUUAUACGUAUAUCCGGGACUUCCAUUCACAACAAUAAGGCAGUCCAAGUAGAUGCGGUGGCAACAUCACUGAAUUCUGCUGAGUGUUUCCUUCUGCAAUCUGGAGCUUCUGUUUUCACCUGGCAUGGAAACCAGAGCACCUUUGAGCAGCAACAGCUGGCUGCAAAAGUUGCUGAGUUUUUGAAGCCUGGAGUAGCUUUAAAACAUGCUAAAGAAGGAACUGAAAGUUCAAGUUUCUGGUUCGCACUGGGAGGAAAACAAAGUUACACCAGCAAAAAAGUUUCUUCCGAGACCGCCAGAGAUCCUCACUUGUUCACAUUUUCAUUCAAUAAAGGAAAGUUUGAGGUCGAGGAGGUAUAUAACUUCUCACAAGAUGAUCUUUUGACUGAGGAUAUCUUAGUACUUGAUACACAAGCAGAGGUAUUUGUUUGGGUUGGUCAUUCUGUAGAUUCCAAAGAAAAGCAAAAUGCUUUUGAAAUUGGUCAGAAAUACAUAGAAAUGGCGGCAUCUCUUGAAAAUCUGGCCCCUACUGUUCCACUUUACAGAGUCACUGAAGGAAAUGAACCAUGCUUCUUCACCACUUAUUUCUCAUGGGAUUCUGCAAAAGCCAAUGUCCAGGGAAAUUCGUUCCAAAAGAAGGUGGCAUUAUUGUUUGGCAUAGGUCAUGCUGUGGAGAGCCAGGAUAGGUCCAAUGGCAAUCAAGGAGGACCAACACAGAGGGCUUCAGCUUUGGCUGCAUUAUCUUCUGCAUUUAAUCCAUCCUCUGGAAAGUCAUCCAAUUCAGGUGGUGACAAAUCCAAUGGCUCAGACAAUAGUGGACCCAGGCAACGAGCUGAAGCAUUAGCUGCCUUAUCUUCUGCUUUUAAUUCCUCUUCACUGUCAAAACCCUCUGCCCAAAGGUCAUCAGGAAGUGGUCAAGGAUCACAAAGAGCAGCAGCUGUAGCAGCUCUUUCUUCUGUUCUAACUGCUGAGAAGUCGCCAGAUAACUCCCCCACUCGGUCCAGUGGACCUGCUCCAGAAAGUAGCCCGCCAGUGGACACAAAAGGUGAAAAACCCGUUUCCGGAGCGGAAGAUCUGGUGGAAGUCUCGGAGGAUAAUGAUACAGAGGGAUCUGCACCUUUCUCAGAAAACAAUGAGGAGCAAUCAGAAGCCAAGCAAGAGCCACUCCAGGAUGUUAACGCCAGUGAAAAUAUUGUAACUGUGUUCAGUUAUGAUCAACUGAAGGUUAAAUCGGACAAUCCAGUGACUGGAAUAGACUUUAAAAGGAGAGAGGCUUAUCUGUCGGACGAGGGAUUUCAGGCUGUCCUAGGGAUGACAAAGGAUGCAUUUUACAAGUUGCCAAAAUGGAAGCAGGACAUGCUCAAGAAGAAAGUCGAUUUGUUUUAGCAAAAAUGUGAUCUUCUGCCGCUGCUGUGUUGCAUUUCUUAGAGUUCCUUGUUUCGCAUAUUGAAUGUGUUCUCCGCCAGAAAGUUGUGAGUUCAUUGGUGCACUUCGAUCUGGGACUGCUGUGUCUGGCAUUUUGCCCUUUGAUGAGUUUGUAGCCGUCGGUAGACCAGUAUGGGUUGUGCCGCCAUUGGAAGAGUGUUAUUUUUUCAAAUGCUCCUUUCUAGAAGCUGCUGCCUCCUGUCGGUCGGGGAUAGUAGUUUGAAAUAUGGUAGGCAAGCUACAAUUCUUUGAUUUGGUUGUGCGAAUCCCCGAUCGUGAUUUGUUCAUUUUUUUUGCCUCUUUCCAUUCGAUUUGUGUAAAUGGGGGUGUAUAUGUAAUGCAUGAAUGUUAUAUAGUCUCAUUGUAAGACAUGAAGAUGAGUAUUGUUUGUA